Messenger RNA from Humulus lupulus (European hop), 1053 nucleotides. RefSeq lists its product as uncharacterized. The record is from RefSeq and is a predicted model, not a curated record. Bases 91 to 873 code for a protein of 260 amino acids. The transcript has 5 exons. NCBI's taxonomy places the organism in Eukaryota, Viridiplantae, Streptophyta, Magnoliopsida, Rosales, Cannabaceae.
GGGAUCUCCACUGAUCAAGGAGAACCCAUAACAGACAAGUUUCAAUUUUUAGUCAAAAGCUCAGAUUUUUGGAUUUUAGAGAGAGAAGAGAUGAGUUUUCUCGCGGGAAGAUUGGCCGGGAAAGAAGGAGCUUAUUUUUUCCAGGAAUCCAAACAGGCAGUGAGUCGUAUGGUGGCUAACAAGAAACCGUCGUCGUCGUCAUCAUCACCGCCACCUACUCAAUCUUCUUCUGCUCCGGUGACUGAGCGUGAAGACCUAGCCGACGUGCUUCCCGAGGUGUUGCGCCACUCUCUGCCCUCCAAGCUCUUUCACCAGGAGACAUCUAAUUCAACGCCGUCCAUUUACUCUGCCUCCAAAUGGGAUAUUCCCUCUGACCCUAACGCUCGCUUUUCCAUCAAUGCUGAAGCUUUGAACCCACUCAGGGCUUACCUUUCCCUGCCUCAGGUCACCUUUGGCCCCAAAAGGUGGGAACUGCCCGAGUCAAAAUUUGGGGCCUCGGCCUCAACUGCUAAUGAUUUGCGUCGAGACAAGCAUAUCCCUCUUAAUCCUGAAAAGGUGAAAGCUGCAGCUGAAGGGCUUCAAAAAAUUGGAAAGGCUUUUGCUGUUGCUACCACUGCAGUGUUUGGUGGUGCCACUUUGAUGUUUGGAAUGGCAGUGUCCAAACUAGAGUUGCAAAAUAGGGAAGAUAUCCGAACAAAAGGAAGAGACCUUGUUGACCCAGGUCUUGAGAUUCUUAGGAAGCAACUACUUCCCUUAAAAGACUGGGCUGCUAAAAUGUCAAAGAAAUGGCAUUUGGAAAGGACAGAAGAUGUAAAGGAGAAGCCUCUUAUAAAGGCACUUACUAAAAUUUUGAACGCAAAGCCAACGAAUUGAUUUCAGUGUACACUAGUAACUAUUUUCUGUGUUUGUGUUAUAGGUGUAAAUAGUUUUGAGUGCUUGUAUUGAUGACUAUGGGUCCAAAAAAAGUAGAGCAUUAUUCUGUCUGUUGCCUGCACAUGUUUUGAUGUACUAAUAAGUAAGAAGUAAUACUUGGCUGUUGAUUUGCUACUUCAA